Molecule: messenger RNA, 381 nt
Organism: Neurospora crassa OR74A
Lineage: Eukaryota; Fungi; Ascomycota; Sordariomycetes; Sordariales; Sordariaceae
Exons: 4
Coding region: 1-381 (126 amino acids)
Source: RefSeq, a predicted model, not a curated record
AUGGCAAACCGCGAAUCCCUUCUCGACUCGGGCACGGGAAAUUCGCCGAUCUCUGUUUCUGGCCCGCACUCAGGCCAAAGGACUGUUGCUGCUGUCGUCAGGCUAUUAGAUGGUAGCCCCAGACACUGGGAUCAGCAGGGUCUUGCCCUUUUGGGCGUCAGUUACUUGCUCCAGGAGAGAACCCCACCCAUCCCUCUGCGCAACAUCAAGGUUGUCCUGACGACCCUGACAUCACCUCCUACUAUGGACGGUGAGAUGGUGAGACUCCGCGCUCGCUCAGCCUCCACAGCCAACAGGUACCUGGCCAUGGAAGCAACGGCUUGGGGUACCACGGGGACUCACAACGGCCUGAAGGAGCCGCCAUAUCGUGCCAGCUACUAG